CCCGCAGACGAGCGGGGGCACGGCCGCGGCGCUCCCGGGCGGGGAGGCGGGGUCGCAACCCCAAAACCAGCACUGCCCCAUUUAUUUCAUUUCUUCCAGGUGACGCGACAUCCCCCAGGCUGUAACACGCCGACUCCUGCGUUUCUCUCCGCCGGGCAAGGAGCCGGGAGCAUCCUCUCGGGAUGGGGGGCCGGCGGUCUCCGUUAGAACCGGGCGUGCCUUGCCAGGCAGAAUUAUGGGGUGACCUCGAGGUGUUCGAAGAAGAUGAGGAGCUGGAGGGUUUCAGGAGGGAGGCGGAAGUUCUGCGUGAGAAGCUGAGGGAGGCUCUCAGUCAUACAUCUGGUAAUAUAAGGCAGUCCAGUUCUUUGACCGACCUCACCUCAGACAGUACCUGCGAUCAGCAAAAGCCUCACUUGUUUCCUAAGCCCCGCUUGAGGCCAAAAAGUGCUUCAUCUCCCUGGAUUCCUUCCAUCACCAUCCCUCAGCCUUUCCAAAUGACACUGCGGGAAGCUCGCAAAAAGUCCGAGUUGCUGAAGUCAUACAUGUUUCUUGAACUAGACAAACAGAGAAACAAAAGGCAAAGCCAGGAUGAAGCUGAAUGUCAGAAACAAUUCCGGGCACAGCCUGUACCUGCCCACGUGUUUCUGCCCCUUUAUCAGGAAAUAAUGGAACAGAAUGAGAUUCGCAGGCAAGCAGCAACACAGAAAAGAAAGGAGCUGCUACUUUCAACACAGCGGCCCUUCAGUUUUCUGGAGAAGGAAGAGAAAAAGAAAGAAGCUAUCAGACAAAAAUUCCUGGCAGCAGCAACCCCAAAUGAGAGCUCCAAACAGAAGCAAGCCAGUAAAAAAGUACCUAAAUCUACUUAUGACUCACUUCUUGGAGAUAAACUCAAAGAAGCUGAACUCUACCGGGAAAUCCGUAUUCAAAUGAGAGCAAAGGAUUUGCUCAAGAGUUCCGUAGCUCCUAUAGAUACCAGCAACUGUCGGAGGGAGCCUCAGUCCCGAACUUCCACCAGAACUAAGCAGGAAAGACUUGGCUUCUUACAGGACAGAAGUUUCAGCUUCAAACCAAGGAUUAAUCCAACAGUACCAGAUUUUGAAGAACUGUACUGGGCGUUUCAGAGGAAGACACUGAGGAGACAAGAAAUCAAAGAGCCAACUCGUAAUAAACCAUUCAAGCUAAGAACCUCUGCCAGGCAGAGGCAGGCUAAUGAAAAGAUAAAGGAUUCUCAGAAGCUUUCCAAGGUUUCAGUGCAAAAAAGUCACUCUCUGCCUGGACUUUCCUCUCUCUCUUCCAACACCCUUCCUGUGCAUAUUACAGAUGCAACUAGAAAGAGGGAAUCAGCUAUUAGAUAUGCCCAAGAUAACAAAAAGGAGGGGGACAAAGAAGGAAUUUAUUGGCUGGAGAAACAAAAAAUGAAAUGUCAAGCUAUGCAAAAGUCUCUAAACAGCCGAGCAAAAGCACUGGAUCCUCAUAAAAGUCUGGAGGAAACACAAAAGGAGAAGUCAAAACAGAUCAGGAAAAAUAUGCAAGACAGAACAAAAGAAUACAGAAAAGAGCUGGAAGAAAUGCAGCUGCGAGUCAAGAACAGACCAUUCCUCUUCGAGCAGGUCACAAAGCAUGAUGCUCGUCAAGGAGCAGAGCGUCGCUACAGACGCACCCUCCAGCAGGUUGGCCUAAGCGAAGAAUUUGUAAGGAAAAAAGGGAAAGAUGCCACUGACUUGCUGGAAGAAGAAUCUGAUGUUCACAGGGAAAAACCAUUUCUGGUAUUAGAUCAUCACUGUUUCUGCAGGCUGCCCGAGCCUCAGGGUGAAAAGGAUGACUGUACUGGACAGGAAGGAGUACCUCAGGAGGAACAGAGCGCAAAGGGAGUGGCAACAUAAAAGCUCGCAGAAGAAUCCAAUCAGCUCUUGAGUUUUUUGUUCCAAGAUUCUCCAGUUUAAUCCUCAGGAACUUAAUAGUUAAAGCUGACACCUAAGAAUUGCUGUGGGGUGAGAUGGGAGAAUUUAGUAAAGGAAAAAAACCAGCUGUUGUUUAGAGCAUGUCUCGUUUAACCCAGCAAACCCUGCAGCCUCCCUUAGUCUUGAAAAGUGUCUCUUGUGUGACCUCUUUCCCUUUAACGGGCAACAAAACAAAUUAAAGAGGUUGAAGCACUAUCUUUGGAUAAAAGUAUAUAUUAAAGAUUGAAGAGUGCAUCCUCUAGUGUCAGCUCCUUGCAGUCAUGCCACAGAAGCACACAGAAAGGAAGAAUGCCUUCCACUGUGCACUAUUUUAGGCACAUAUAUUGGUAGAAUACUUCCAAACAAGUAUUUCUACAAAAACAAAUAUCAGGAUUUGACCCACCUUGGGAGAAAACUCAAAGGGGAAGUCUUUCUCUGGUAUUAAUGCUUCAUUCACUCAAUACCAGCUCUGCUUUUUCCCCCAGUUAGUAAGAAAAAAUAGUCUUCCUAUAUUAAAAAGUCUCCCAUGUUUCAUGAUUUGAAAGCAUUUCAACAUCUUACCAAUUUAGGUCGUUAAUUUGGCCCAAAAAACAACCAAAGUUAUGAAGAAGGUUGUAAUUAAACAGUGCGUCACUUUGAAUUGUUGUUGUCCUAAUUGUAUGAUUACUAUGAUAUCAAAGAUGGAUCUUGGAGAAGAAAAGAUUAGGUGUUGCCUGCUAGGACUUUGCACUCAAAUGCCUAGUGCAUCUUGAACGGCAUAUUUCACACUUGAGUGAUCUCUCUUUACCUGACACUAAUAUCAAUUUUAAAAAUAAAAAUCCUUGCCACCUGGAAUGUUUUCUGAGAAUUUUGCACUUUGACAUUAAAAUAUUUUUAAAUGGAUAUAAUGUUUCUGUAUUACACAAUUUUCCUUAUCAAACAUCUCACUUACUUAAAUAGAUGUGUCUCUUUUUGUCACCUCAAUCCUUUUUUCCUUACAUUUUAACAACACAGCCUUACCAUCAAAUCAGAAAUACAGUAACUGUCAGAGCUACUACAUUAGACAAAGAUAUAAAUAAUGACAUUUUUAAUCAUAACAAAGUACUAAAUCCAAGAAUUUGUGGCCCAGGGGUUUCACACUGCUACAUUACAAGCUGAAUACACCAGACUGCAGCAUCCUCACUUGUGACUCAGGCUUAAGUUCCUUGCAGGGUUUCAGGAAGGCUGUUACCAGUUCCUACACAGGAUUAAUUGUGUAGGACAUACAGAGGCUGUUCUUUCUCUGGGUACCCCCUGGAAAAGAGCAGUGAUGUAACCAUAUUGUCACUGUGCCUUGCCACAUUGAAAGAGGCAGGAAAGAAGAUUACUUCCAUGCUCCAAGUCUGUGGUUUAAAGCCUCUUUGUAUGAAUAUUUUUGGAGCAGUGAGACUGAAAUUAUAAUACAUACAUUUUGAAAGGUAUUUACUAAAAUUGGUUGCUAAUUUCCAUAGUAAUAGUUAAUGGCGCUGAAAAAAGAAAUUUCCAAGUAUGUGAAGUGAAAAGGGAAACCCUAAGAAAGGAGGAACAAAAGUUUAAAUUAUUAUGCCAUAUCCUUUUAACAAAUACUAAGGUGACAUGCAUGAAUAUAGUAACUAAUUAAAGUCUUCAUAUUGGUCCUAAAGAGAAAUUGCAAAAAUACGAUGAAACUAAGAGCAUCAAACUAAGUAACUGAAACUCACAUAUCUCUUGCUAAACAAAGUUUUGUUCCAAAAAGAGGAUUACAAUUCUGUAAUCCUAAAAGAGAACGGUAGUCUUGUAAUAUGUCUCAAAAAUGGUAUGGAAAUAAAGAAUUUCAACUAUG
Messenger RNA from Catharus ustulatus (Swainson's thrush), 3759 nucleotides. RefSeq names its product FAM161 centrosomal protein B (gene FAM161B). The transcript is spliced from 8 exons. Bases 183 to 1883 code for a protein of 566 amino acids. Gene Ontology annotation, cellular component: cilium. Gene Ontology annotation, biological process: cilium organization. The record is from RefSeq and is a predicted model, not a curated record. NCBI's taxonomy places the organism in Eukaryota, Metazoa, Chordata, Aves, Passeriformes, Turdidae.